AACAAUCGAAGACGACGAAGACGAAGACGAAGACGAGAGAGAGAGAGAGAGAGAGAGAGAGAGAGAGAGGUGUGGCGAUGAUGGUGCGAUCAUGGAUUCGGCCAUUGGAGUGGUGCUUCGGGAGGUUCGGGGUCGGGGACGGGCUCCUGUGGGACCUCGACCUGAAGCCCCACGCCAUGGGCGAGUUCUCGAUCGCCGUGGUCCAAGCGAACAACGCGCUCGAGGACCAGGGACAGGUCCUCACCUCGCCCUCCGCCACCUUCGUCGGGAUAUACGACGGCCAUGGAGGCCCCGAGGCCUCUCGCUUCGUCCGAUCCCGCCUCUUCCCCCAUCUCCAACGGUUUGCGUCAGAGCAAGGAGGAUUAUCAGCAGAGGUAAUAAAGAAGGCGUUUGCUGCAACAGAAGAGGAGUUCCUACAUCUAGUGAAGCGGUCGUGGGCGGCGCGGCCGCAGAUUGCGUCGGUGGGGUCAUGCUGCCUCAUUGGUGCAAUCGCGGACGGCAUGCUCUACGUCGCCAAUUUGGGGGACUCUAGGGCAGUGCUCGGUCGUCGUGGAGCCGACGGUAGGGCGGUAGUGGCCGAGCGGCUGUCGAAGGACCACAAUGUCGCCGUCGAGGAGGUCCGGAAAGAGGUGGUCGCGCUCCAUCCCGAUGACUCUCAUAUUGUGGUGUACACCCGAGGAGUAUGGAGAAUCAAAGGGAUCAUUCAGGUUUCAAGAUCCAUAGGGGACAUCUACCUGAAGAAACCCGAGUUAAGUAGUGACCCUUUAUUCCGGCAGUUUGGCUCACCUGUGCCAUUGAAGCGGCCAGUUAUCACUGCAGAGCCGUCCAUUCUGGUCCGCAAGCUUAAGCCAAAUGACCUGUUCUUGAUAUUUGCAUCUGAUGGAUUGUGGGAGCAGCUAAGUGAUGAAGCUGCUGUCGAGAUUGUUGUCAAUAACCCCAGAGCGGGAAUAGCCAAGCGAUUAGUACGAGCAGCCGUAAAUGAGGCUGCAAAGAAAAGGGAGUUAAGAUACGACGAUAUAAAGAAGAUAGAAAAGGGUGUAAGAAGGCAUUUUCACGACGACAUCACUGUCAUAGUGAUCUAUCUCGAUCAUCAUCGCCAAGGAACUCGAUUCCAACUUAAUGGAGCCAAUUUUAACUGUACGAGUGCGCCUGUUGACAUCUUCUCCUUUAAUUCUGACGAUUCUGAGGAACCGCUUCAUCCGAAUCUCCGAAUGGAUACUGCAUGGUCGCAAUACUGAUAUAUAAACCAUCCAUAUAAACUGGCUUAUUCCUGCUUUUGUGAAUAAAAGUUUCCAUUCGUUGAGUAGAUAGAGAUUACCAGAUUGUGUGAAAUAAAGUUUUGAGGAGAGCUUGUACAUAAUGAGACUUGUUGAGGGUUUUAUUAUUAUUUUUCUUAAUUUUUUUUUUCCCCUGUUGUUUGGGGUUAUUUUUCCCCUAAUUUUGUUGGAAAAUAAGAUCUUUAUAGAAUGUGGAUUUCUUAUAACA
This is a messenger RNA of Ananas comosus (pineapple), 1485 nucleotides long. Its product is annotated as probable protein phosphatase 2C 78. NCBI's taxonomy places the organism in Eukaryota, Viridiplantae, Streptophyta, Magnoliopsida, Poales, Bromeliaceae. Gene Ontology annotation, biological process: protein dephosphorylation. Bases 78 to 1238 code for a protein of 386 amino acids. The record is from RefSeq and is a predicted model, not a curated record. The transcript has 4 exons. Gene Ontology annotation, molecular function: cation binding; protein serine/threonine phosphatase activity.